CAUUUUAUCUCCACAAUUUUUCUCAUUUCGUUACUCAGUGUCUUCUUCUGCUUCUUCAAACUCUCUCCCUCUCUCUCAGUUCUCCAAUCUGUGAAAAGUAAAGAAAAAAAAACUCUAUAAUGGCGAAGGCAGUUUUGUUAAUGGCUCUUUGCCUUCUCCCGGCUUUGGCUUCGGCCCGUUCUUCGUUGAAGGUUCCCUUUGAAGUUGAGGGGAAAGUUUUCUGUGACACCUGCCGUGCGGGUUAUGAAACCUCUGCCACCACUUACAUCUCUGGUGCCAAGGUUAAAAUAGAAUGCAAAGACAGGACCUCAAACAAGCUCGUCUACAGCGAGGAGGCCACAACAGACAAAUAUGGAUGCUACAAGCUGUCCAUUCCUGAGGACCAUGGUGAUCAGGUCUGCGAUGCUGUGGUAGUCAGCAGUCCUCAGUCGGACUGUUCCACUCCAACCAAAGGCCGUGAAUGUGCUCGUGUCAUCCUCACCCGUAACAAUGGCAUGGCAACUAUGAAACGUUAUGUCAACUCAUUGGGAUUCACUAGGUCUCAUGCCAUGGCUGGCUGCGCUAAUGUCCUCAAGCAGUACGAGGAUACUGAUGAUCAAUACUAGAGAUAUGGCUCGAGUGAAGUUACCAUGAUGAUAUAACUUGGCUUGGCUUGGCUUAUCGUUUUAUAUGAUAUGUAAUCUUUUUGCUUACUUUUUUUCUUCUUCUUAUGGAUUUGUUAGUCUGAAAGUCAAAGACCUUUAAUCUUAUUUGUUAAUUGAAUCUAUUAAGAGAUUAUUUCAGUCUCCAUCGUCCCCGUAUAUGUGAAGUCAUAUUAUUUAAUAAAUUUAUUGUAUUCAUCUUCUAAGCUAUGAAUCAUGGAUUCCAAGGUUUAGAGCUCGAAACAAUUGACAUUUAUUUUAUAUAAUUUUGCUAAAGUUUAUGGUCGA
Humulus lupulus (European hop) is the source of this 929-nucleotide messenger RNA. RefSeq names its product protein DOWNSTREAM OF FLC-like. The record is from RefSeq and is a predicted model, not a curated record. Bases 120 to 605 code for a protein of 161 amino acids. NCBI's taxonomy places the organism in Eukaryota, Viridiplantae, Streptophyta, Magnoliopsida, Rosales, Cannabaceae. The transcript has 2 exons.